Messenger RNA from Tachysurus vachellii, 1551 nucleotides. It is a transcript of the gene dkk1b, whose product is annotated as dickkopf WNT signaling pathway inhibitor 1b. The coding region runs from base 391 to 1107 and encodes 238 amino acids. The record is from RefSeq and is a predicted model, not a curated record. The transcript is spliced from 4 exons. Gene Ontology annotation, cellular component: extracellular region. Lineage: Eukaryota; Metazoa; Chordata; Actinopteri; Siluriformes; Bagridae. Gene Ontology annotation, biological process: multicellular organism development; negative regulation of canonical Wnt signaling pathway. Gene Ontology annotation, molecular function: receptor antagonist activity; co-receptor binding.
UUUUUUUUGAGACAUUCAGGGAAGCAGAAUGCGUCGGACCUCCACAAUAAUCCCGGCUGAUUAGAAUUCUGCCCAAUACACAUUGCGUUAAUUCCCAGUUAAAGCUCGGCUCACGGAGCACCGCGCUGCGUUUGAUGUGCGCUCGCGCACAAUGCGCGCCCUGCCCUGCCAAACACACCAAAGCAGCGGCGCUUUUGAAAUUUCAUCCCCCCCGUCCUCCUCCUCAUACUCAUCAUCAUCCUCCUCCCUUUGUGACUUACGAGGGGCGGGGAACACAAACACUGAGCCUGGGGUAUAAAUGAAGCGUCACAAGCUGCAAACCGGCAGAAAGUCGCAGCCUUAAACCCUCGGAGAGCUCCGGCCUGUUGCUUUAAAGGAAUAUUAGCUGUUAUGUCUUUCGUGGCGUUUUCCGCCUGGUGCCUCGUUGUGCUCACGUGUGCAGCCGCGAGCGCCGUGUUGCACAACUCCAACGCGAUCAAGUUCGGUCCAGCUGCGGCCACUGCGAGCCCAGAUGUGCUGCCGGUGGACGGCGGGGAGCAGAACUUAGCCAUCGAUACAGCGCAGCCGCUCGUGUGCGCCACCGACUCCGAGUGCGGGCGCGAGGAAUUCUGCUUACUGUCCCGUGGCGCGUGCCUUCAGUGCAGAAAACGCCGAAAGCGCUGCAUCCGGGACGCCAUGUGCUGCCCAGGCAACCACUGCAGCAACGGAGUGUGUCAAGCCAACGACCCAGACCUCAUUCUCCAAGCAGGUGUAGAAAAGCUUGUGCCAGUUAGCACUCAGCAUCAGGCGAACGCUACAGUACUCCAGCAAUCCAAAGCAUCUGCAGCGACUCAAGGUGCACCUCAAAACCUUAAAGGUAUGGAAGGAGCUUCCUGCCUGAGAUCUUCAGACUGCGUUGAGGGUCUGUGCUGCGCUCGUCACUUCUGGUCCAGGAUAUGCAAGCCGGUGCUGAAGGAGGGCCAGGUGUGCACGAAGCACAAGAGGAAAGGCACUCAUGCUCUGGAGAUCUUCCAGCGCUGUGACUGUGGGGAAGGUCUGAGCUGCAGGAUGCAGAAAGCAGAUCAUAGCAAGGCAUCACGAAGCCUCCACACAUGCCAAAGACACUGAGACGCUUAUGAGACACUAAAUAACUUCAAGGAUUAUUUACUGAAUGGUUCUGGAAAGCGGGACCAGUCUGAAAGAACAUAGAAAAACAUCACCGGUGGAAAUGGAUACGGAAUGGGAUACUCUGUUUUUUUUUUUAUAUUGUUCUUAUUUCUCUCCAUCUCCAGUUGUGUGUGUGUGCGCGUGUGUGUGUGUGUGUGUGUGUGUGUGUGUGUGUGUUAACAUCGCAGAGAAGAUACAAAUGUUUCUCUAUGGAACUUGGCAAUUGAUGGUUGCAGUACAUUACUGUAUUGUAAAUACUAUUAGGAAGUUGGCACUUAACUCUGAUUUUUGUCAACACAUAGAGGAUGCAUCACCCCCUUUUGUAUAUACAGAUUUUCACAAUCAUACAGAGUCUGAUAUAUGUUUAUUUUUUAUUUUAAAUAAAGAGUGUAAUGAUAUUUAUGA